CUGCUGCCGGUCACUGAGACCUCUGAUGCCCUGAGAUGCCCACACCCAACACCUCUGCCCUGCUCCCCAGUUCCUGGGUCAAUACCUCUUCUGCAGGCAGUGUGCUGAGUGUGGAUGCUGCUGCUGCGAUGCCUGUCGAAUUCCUAGCCCUGAGGGCUGUGGUUGCCCUGGCCUAUGGGCUCGUAGGGGCCAUUGGAUUACUGGGAAAUUUGGCUGUGCUGUGGGUGCUGGGCAACUGUGCUCAGCGAGCCCCUUGCCCACCGUCGGACACUUUCGUCUUCAACCUGGCUCUGGCAGACCUGGGGCUGGCACUUACUCUCCCCUUCUGGGCAGCUGAGUCGGCACUGGACCUCCACUGGCCCUUUGGAGGCGCCCUCUGCAAGAUGGUCCUGACAGCCACCGUCUUCAACAUCUACGCCGGCAUCUUCCUCAUCACAGCGCUGAGUGUCGCCCGGUACUGGGUGGUGGCCAUGGCAGCAGGACCAGGCACGCACCUCUCGCUCUUCUGGGCCCGCAUGGCCACCCUGGCAGUGUGGGUGGCAGCUGCCCUGUUGACAGUGCCCACGGCAGUCUUUGGGGCCGAGGGGGAGGUGUGGGGCGUGCGUCUGUGCCUGCUGCGCUUCCCCAGCAGGUACUGGCUGGGGGCCUACCAGCUGCAGAGGGUGGUGCUGGCCUUCAUGGUGCCCCUGGGCAUCAUCACCACCAGCUACCUGCUGUUGCUGGCCUUCCUGCGACGGCGGCGACGGCGACGGCAGGAUAGCAGGAUCGUGGCCCGCUCCGUCCGCAUCCUCGUGGCCUCCUUCUUCCUUUGCUGGUUCCCCAACCACAUGGUCACUCUCUGGGGUGUCCUGGUGAAGUUUGACCUGGUGCCCUGGAACAGCACUUUCUACACCAUCCACACCUACGUAUUCCCUGUCACCACCUGCCUGGCGCACAGCAACAGCUGCCUCAACCCGGUGCUGUACUGUCUCCUACGGCGGGAGCCCCGGCAGGCCCUGGCAGACACCUUCAGGGAUCUUCGAGCACGACUGUGGCCCCAGAGCCCCGGCUGGGUGAAGCAGGUGGCCCUAAAGGAGGUAGGCAGAGUACAGAGCACCACCCCCCAGGAGAGUGGCCCUUCCACCAUGCUCGCCACCUUGGACACAGGAACACCUGGGUGAAGGUGCAAGCUAAACACCCUCUUUCUGGGGCCAGCCAGGCACAGGAUCCAUGCAUCCUAGGGAGAGGCUGGCCUGUCUGCCAGGCUGUGAUGCCCUCAUCGGACGUCUGAGCUGCGGUCUCACUCUGGGUGUGGCAGAAUGGGGGAGGCCUGGGCCCAGGUCAGGGCUGGGUAUGACAAAGCUUGUGUCUCCAUUUGGAGGUGGAAAAGAAGAGGAUCUUAAAAUAAAUCUCUGGA
Molecule: messenger RNA, 1396 nt
Organism: Phyllostomus hastatus (greater spear-nosed bat)
Lineage: Eukaryota; Metazoa; Chordata; Mammalia; Chiroptera; Phyllostomidae
Gene: RXFP4
Product: relaxin family peptide/INSL5 receptor 4
Exons: 1
Coding region: 36-1160 (374 amino acids)
Biological process (GO): G protein-coupled receptor signaling pathway; immune response
Cellular component (GO): membrane
Molecular function (GO): G protein-coupled receptor activity
Source: RefSeq, a predicted model, not a curated record